Molecule: messenger RNA, 1305 nt
Organism: Zasmidium cellare ATCC 36951
Lineage: Eukaryota; Fungi; Ascomycota; Dothideomycetes; Mycosphaerellales; Mycosphaerellaceae
Product: lytic polysaccharide monooxygenase
Exons: 1
Coding region: 1-1305 (434 amino acids)
Source: RefSeq, a predicted model, not a curated record
AUGUUCACGAAAGCAUUCUUCUCAGCGGCAGUUGCCUGUGGCCUGCUCGCUUCGUCUGUCAACGCACAUAUGAUGAUCAAGUCUCCCGUUCCCUACGGCAAGGAUUCUCUCAACAACAGCCCCCUCGCGGCCGACGGCUCGGACUUCCCCUGCAAGCAGCGAUCUGGUGUCUACGAUGUGACCCAGAUGAACAACAUGCCGGUUGGUGUGCCCCAAGAGCUAUCCUUCAUUGGAGGUGCAACCCACGGCGGCGGUUCUUGCCAGGUCUCUGUCACCAUGGACAAAGAGCCAACCAAGCAGAGCAAGUGGAAGGUCGUCCAGUCCAUCCUUGGUGGCUGCCCAUCCAACGUGACUGGAAAUCUCUCUGGUAACCCCGACGGCACCGACGCAUCUGUCUUCCAGUUCUCAAUCCCCAAAGGCAUGCCCAACGGCGAAUACAGCCUCGCCUGGACCUGGUUCAACAAGAUCGGCAACCGCGAGAUGUACAUGAACUGCGCGCCGAUCAAAGUUACCGGAGGCUCCGACAGCCAAGACGUCUACAACUCCCUGCCCGACAUGUUCGUCGCCAACAUCGGCAAUGGCUGCACUGUCGGCGAGAGUCAAGACUUUGUCUUCCCACAAUGCGGCAAGUACGUCGAGACCGCUGAGAAGACCGCUCUCGGCAGCUCCACAAGCGGUACCUGUGCGACUGAAGCCGCUGGCGGCGGUUCUGGCUCUGAGGCAUCCCCUACCGCAAGCUCCGGCUCUGACUCAGGCGCUGGCUCUUCAAGUGGCUACGGCUCAAGCAGUGCAGCCGCCGCUCCAACCGGCUACGGUGCUGGCUCUGGCUCUGGCGCCGCACAGACAAGCGCUGCCCAAUCCGCUCCAGCAUACGCUGCUCCAUCCGAAGCAGCCUCUGCACCUGGUGAGUCGGCUCAAAGCACAAAAGCCCAGAUCGCAACAAUAACAACCAUGGCAACAGUGACCGCAAGCGGAUACGCACCCGCAGGAGCUGCGGCACCGACCGGCGCUGCGGCGGCUUCUGCGCCAUCCUACGGCACCAGUGGCUCCUCGGGCGUCGAAUCGUCUGGCUCUGACGCCUCGAACGGUACUUCGUCUUCGGGCAGCUGCGAGGGAGGCGCCGUCUCUUGCGACAGCGACGGCAGCGUCGUCUGCAUUGGCAGCAGCCAGUGGGGCAUGUGCAAUGCUGGCUGCGCGGUGCCGAUGGCCCUCGCUACGGGGACUACCUGCUCUGGUGGUGUCAUUGCCAAGCGCGAGAUGAUCAACCAUCUUCGUCGUCACAUUGCACACGCACACAAGUUCUGA